AAUCGGUAAAUAGGAUGAGAUGGCUCUCCACAGAACGGGGGCACACUCUCGCCUGACCCUGACACGAUCGGGCGUACGGAGUGUUUUUCUUUCGCAUCUUUCGCAGCACAGCCACUGGAACAGAAAGGAACACACAGAGCAAAAGAGAACCCAGAACGGGUAGUGGCAGUAGGCAUCUUUCAAGGCUACCGAAGGUGCGAUAAUCCAAGUUCCAGAGGUCAUCAUCGCAGCAGCAGAAAAGAAGAAAGUAAAGGCGCCAUACGGGAGCAGUGUGAGCCAGCGCAGCAGACGGAGGUGGCGAUCUCCGAAGAUCGAUCAGGUAUCGCAUAGCCAGGCGCGAGUUUUCGAGAAGAGCCGAUCCCUCUACCUACCUACCAGCUAGACGAUCAGCUGUGUGUGAGCACGAGAUCGCGCUGGUGGGAGAUUCGGACCGGUCGUCGGAACCGUGCGUUGCCACAGUACGCCAUUCGUCUGGUGUCCGUUGGAUCGUGCAGUUCAGGUUUUCUGGCUUGGAAUUGUGAGGUUGAGCGUUUAAUAUAUUGGCCAACGUUACCGGCAGCAACAUGAGGACACUUCAGAUUUCCAGUAUAGUAUUGCUAUGUCUGGCGCUUACGAUAGACGCCCAGUGGUUCGGCAGUAGCAAAAAGAAACAGGAAGAGGAUCCCAAUGUCGCACUCCUUUCGUACGCACCAGUCGACCCGAGCGUGACACCAUCCUCGACGAUCGCCACCCCGACCAGUACCACACCGAUUCCGUCGACCACGACCAAAAAAGGAUUCUUCGGCAAACUGUUUGGUAGUGGUUCGAAGAAGGAGGAAAAGUCGACCACAACUACCACUACCACCACGACCACGACGACCACCACCACCGUAGCGACACCCACCACCAAGAAACAGGGCUUCUUCAGUGGUCUGUUCGGUGGCAAGAAGGACAAAACAUCCACCACUACCGUUGCUCCAUCGACGACGGCCAAAUCGGCGACUACCGUAAAGCCGGGAUCUGUGACAACUACGAAGACAUCUGCCGUUCCUACCGUCGUGACUACGGCCAAAACACCGGCCUCUGUUGCCGGUGCUACAUCGACUACGGCAAAAUCGGUGUCCACACUGUCGACUGGUGGUGUUUCCUCGACAACCACCACGACGACGCCCAGAUCGAAGGAUGCUUUCCCAGCACUUCCAACGUCGCGCAGUGGCAGUCCCACGCCGUCACCCGUACCGACGUCAACCGUUGCCAACGCAUGGACACGUACUCCACCGACCGUACAGCCGGGCGGUAAGCCUGGAGUGAGCUUUGUGCCAACAACACCCGGAACUCCGGGAACUGCUCAAAAGGUGAGCAGCACAACUGCGGCUUCGGCCAGUGCCGUUGGAGAUGGGCCCGCAACGGACGAGGAGCUGAUGGCACUGUCUGAGCUGCUGUUCACCAAAGACAACAACAGUCCUAGCAAGUUCGUCACCAUCAACUAUCAGAAGCAGACGUCCUCGUUCGUUAACACCGAUGAGGCACCAAAUCCCUUCCUGACUGUGGAUGAGCCAAAGAUCUACGCCAUUCCGACGAUCGAAAAGAUGCACGCGCUCUUUAACAACUACGAGCUGGAUACGAUGACCAAUGAGUACGUGACACCGCUCGAGAAGAAGGAAGAGAAUGACUUUGUCGAUGCACUGCUGGCCACGAACGUGAUGCGACAGGCAAUGCUGUUCCUGCAGAAGAAGGGCAUCGUGACGGCUGACCCCAAGACGCACCACGAGCUGCUGAAGACGAUCUGGUUCACGCUGUACUCGCGCGGCAACGGAAAGAUUGGCAGUUCCGGGUUUGAGCACGUGUUCCUGAACGAAGUGAGCAAUGGGACGAUGAUUGGGCUACACAACUGGCUGUACGUGUACGACAUGGAGAAGGCCGGCCGUAUCGACUACAAGGGAUGGAACAAGAAGAUGGAACUGGGCACGAAAGGAGAAAUUGCAAAGGUUCGUCUAACGUUCGACAAUCUGCAGAAACCGUCCAACUCGCUGUUUGUCGGUACUUCGCCCGAGCUGGAAAUUGCUCUCUACACCGUAUGCUUCCAGCUGCGACCGGACAAGGAGUGCCCGCUGGCGAUCAAUGGUAAACCGUUCACGAUCAAAACCUUCACGUUCCGGUACCGGGGCAAAAACUUGAUCGGUGGCGCAUGGCCAAACAUUUAAACGGUUCGCCGAUCGGCUCUACAACUGACCUCCUCCUCCUCGCUCACAUCGAACUGGGUGUGAAAUGGGCUGAGGAUAUCACUAUCUGUAUACCGUCACUUAUAAUCGUGCACGAUACUAAUCAAGCAUAUUACCUCAUUUUUUAAUGAAAUAAAAUAAAUAUCUUUUUA
Molecule: messenger RNA, 2353 nt
Organism: Anopheles stephensi (Asian malaria mosquito)
Lineage: Eukaryota; Metazoa; Arthropoda; Insecta; Diptera; Culicidae
Product: poly(U)-specific endoribonuclease homolog
Exons: 5
Coding region: 564-2183 (539 amino acids)
Molecular function (GO): RNA endonuclease activity
Source: RefSeq, a predicted model, not a curated record